AAAGAGAAAAAUCAAAUAUCAAAUCGAUGACGGUUAGUUAACCCCAAGGUCCCAACUCCAACCUCAACCUCCUUGGGUUACUUUUCUCUCUCUCUCUCUUCUCUCCCCAGAAACAGAGGCACUCUGGGAGAAGCGGAGAACAUAUUUUGUCAACUUCUUUGUAGAGCUUUUACUGUGCCGGCGCCCGACGUUAUUCGGGUUGUGACGGCUUUCGAUCUCCUUUUUCCUCCUUCUGCAAUGAGGAGGAGUAACUCCUCUGACUUCCUCUUGUUCUUCGUAUCUCUCCUUUGCUUUGCUUCUUUUCCUUCUCUUUCCCAAUCUCUCAUCGACACUGACUUGGAUUUGUCUGUAGACUCCAAUGCCACUGAUUCUAAUGCCUCACUUGCGAGAUCCAGAGAAGAUAGCUUUGCUGGUAUGAUCGAUCGAGCAUUGGAGAAGGAAUUCCCGGAAAAUGAACAGGCUGCUGGAGACACUGAUGCUGGCAGCUUUAACAACAGUGUUGCCGAACAACAGGCGGUUCUGGAAACCGUUGCUAGAGUCAAGCCCAAGAAAAAUGAAACCAAGGAAGAGAAGUCAUUUCAACUUCAUGAUGUUUUUAAUUUGGACAACGAGAAUCGAGCAGAAGAUAUGCCAACCUUAAUAGAUAGAAAGGACAACGUGUUUAUUAUUUCUAAUCCCAAAUCAAAAUAUCCUGUGCUGCAAUUGGAUUUAAGAUUGAUAUCAGAUCUUGUAGUUGUUAUUGUAUCUGCAACCUGUGGUGGCAUUGCUUUUGCAUGUGCUGGGCAGCCAGUUAUUACUGGAUAUUUGCUGGCGGGAUCUCUUAUUGGACCGGGCGGGUUAAGUUUUGUCAGUGAAUUGGUGCAAGUUGAAACGGUAGCUCAGUUUGGGGUGAUUUUCCUUCUUUUUGCAUUGGGACUGGAGUUUUCUGUAUCAAAGCUUCGAGUUGUUCGAGCCGUUGCUGUUCUAGGAGGCCUGCUCCAAAUUUUCCUAUUUAUGUGCUUGUGUGGUAUAACUGCCUCGUUAUGUGGUGGUAAACCUUCCGAGGGGGUGUUUGUUGGUGUAUUGUUAUCAAUGUCUUCAACAGCAGUGGUUUUGAAAUUUUUGAUGGAAAGAAAUAGUAUCAAUGCCCUUCAUGGUCAAGUCACAAUAGGCAUCCUCAUUCUGCAGGAUUGUGCUGUGGGUCUGCUAUUUGCGUUGCUUCCAGUUUUGGGUGGUACUUCUGGGAUUCUUCAAGGAGUAAUGUCCAUGACUAAGUCGUUGUUUCUCUUGAUUACAUUUCUGGCAAUCUUGUCGAUAUUAUCUCGUACUUGUCUACCCUGGUUUCUUAAGCUGAUGAUAAGCCUAUCAUCGCAGACAAAUGAACUCUAUCAAUUGGCUUCAGUUGCAUUUUGUUUACUGGUUGCUUGGUGCAGUGACAAACUUGGUCUAAGUCUUGAACUCGGUUCCUUUGCUGCUGGUGUGAUGAUAUCAACAACUGAUCUUGCACAGCAUACACUUGAACAAGUUGAACCAAUUCGCAACUUCUUUGCUGCCCUUUUCCUUGCCAGCAUUGGAAUGCUGAUUCAUGUCCAUUUCCUUUGGAACCAUGUGGAUAUUUUACUGGCAUCUGUUAUAUUGGUGAUCGUAAUAAAAACAUUUGUGAUUGCAGUGGUUGUCAAGGGAUUUGGCUAUGGCAACAAGACCUCACUCCUCGUUGGCAUGUCUCUGGCUCAGAUUGGGGAAUUCGCUUUUGUUCUUCUUAGUCGUGCUUCUAAUCUUCAUUUGGUGGAGGGUAAGCUAUAUCUGCUGCUGCUUGGUACAACAGCUCUUAGUCUGGUGACUACCCCAUUACUUUUCAAGUUGAUACCUGCUGUUGUACAUCUUGGAGUGCUAUUACGGUGGUUCUCUUCCGAUAGUAGUAGCCAAAGCGAGAUCGGGUUUAAAGGAGAGAGCCUUCGUGCAGAAAAUGCUAAGCGUAUUUCAUUGAUGGUCCAAGGCUCUCAUGAUUCAUGAGUUUUUUUAAAAAAUAAAAUGAAAAGAAAAGAAAAAGAGAGAAAAUAAAAGUAAAAAAAUGAAAUUUCCAGCUUUACCUGAUGGGCUUCUUAAUACUCUUGGAGGGCAGGUAGCCAAGAGUUCAAAGGAGGUAGACUGAUUCACAAUUUUCCUUUAUUAUAGAAAGCUCUUAGUGAUGUCUGUUACACCUCCAACAAAGUUUUCAAAUGAGGCAGUCUCUGUUUGGAAAAUGAAGAGUGUGGGAGAUGGGAUUCGAAAGAACAGGAUCCGGUCGUCAAUGAACGUUUGACACAUUUGAAGCUUCACCUCUGAUUCUGGCCUCCUUGCUACUACUAAGUACUAACCCGUGUGCCCAAUUUUGUGUAAAAUAGUUUCCACCAUGUAAUGUAAUUCAAUUCGACUUUUGAUCCCUUUUCUCACAGGGCCUGUUUGCUAAAUGAAAUGGGCUUUGUGGCUGCUGAAAUGGAAUGUACCAAUUCAUCUCUAGGUCAUUGCAAAGUUCUUGAAUGAAUUGCUUUGGUGCUUUGUUUCUUC
Molecule: messenger RNA, 2526 nt
Organism: Macadamia integrifolia
Lineage: Eukaryota; Viridiplantae; Streptophyta; Magnoliopsida; Proteales; Proteaceae
Product: K(+) efflux antiporter 4
Exons: 20
Coding region: 238-1992 (584 amino acids)
Biological process (GO): proton transmembrane transport; potassium ion transmembrane transport
Cellular component (GO): membrane
Molecular function (GO): potassium:proton antiporter activity
Source: RefSeq, a predicted model, not a curated record